Phlebotomus argentipes is the source of this 2374-nucleotide messenger RNA. It is a transcript of the gene nvy, whose product is annotated as protein CBFA2T1. Gene Ontology annotation, biological process: DNA-templated transcription; negative regulation of DNA-templated transcription. Lineage: Eukaryota; Metazoa; Arthropoda; Insecta; Diptera; Psychodidae. Gene Ontology annotation, cellular component: nucleus. The coding region runs from base 200 to 1789 and encodes 529 amino acids. Gene Ontology annotation, molecular function: transcription corepressor activity. The record is from RefSeq and is a predicted model, not a curated record. The transcript has 8 exons.
GAAGGGUGGGCGGUCAGAAGUAGCCUGGAGUGUCGAGUUUUCCAGUGAAGUUUUCCCGGAAAAGUUUAUCAAUUAAUUUUCAAUUUCCUCUUUCCCGCUGGUUGAUUCCGAGCCUGUUAAUUGAGUUCUUAUUGUCGCUGGCGCCGAAUAUUUCAACGGGAAACACAACAUCACAGAGAGGAUUUACCAAAGGACGAUCAUGGCGCUGGAUGGGAAGGCCAUCAAGGAGGAGAUCCCGGACAAAGACGUCUACGAGGCCACAUCCAGGCGGGUCAAAGAUAAGGAUCAGUGCCGUUCUCCUGACUCUCCCGAUGGCACGCGCGCUGUAGCGCCGCGAUCUCCACUCUCGCCGCAGAUCACUCAGACCACGUCUUCGGGGCGAAAUGGGGCUGGCAGCACUUCUCCUGGGGUCCUAAACGGCGGCUCUGUCACGCCUCCGCCGGCGGCCGCGCCCUCAUCCCUCUUGGCCGCCAUUCCCACCUCCGCCCAGGAGAGUGGGCGCGUGUUCGUGAAGAUAAGGCGCUUUUUGGGCGCUCUGGUGCAGUUCGGCCAGGACUCUGGUCCGGACGUGGGCGACAGAGUGCGCGCCCUGGUGCUAUCAUUGGCUAGUGGCGGCCUGACGGCGGAGGAGUUCAAGGUGGCCCUCCAGGAGGCGACGAACUUCCCUCUGCGCCCCUACGUGCUGCCCUUCCUCAAGGCUCACAUGCCGCUCCUGCAGAGGGAGCUGACUGUCCUGGCGAGGGCUAGCAAUCAGUCUGUGAGCCAGUUUGUGCGCUCCAAUGAAACUUCUGUGUUCGAAUUCGCCCACAAUCCCACCGAGCACUCGGAGAUCUUCCUCCCCAUCGAAGGCGGGAGUUUCGGCGGCAAUGGUGCUUCUAUCAACGGCAACGGGCUCCUCCUGAAGCGCCGCGCCUCGGAUAAUUUCUUCGAUAGUCAGCACCAGCACGAGUGGAGUGAGCACUCCGUGCCGUCAAAGAGACCCCACCACUCCUUGAUGCUGAGCGGCGGCACGACCGCUCAUCUUCUGCCAGCGCACACGCCGCUCUUCGACUAUCAACUCGCGCCACACUUGCACGCGGAUUUUGGUGGCGAGAAGCCGGCUUUCGCGCGAGAUGAGCGAUCAGAUGUGCGCCCGCUGGACUUCCGCGGCGCCAGAUCGGAUGAGGAGUGGAAAAACAUCCACACCAUGCUGAACUGCAUCUCCGCGAUGGUGGACAAGACUAAGAGAGCCAUCACGAUCCUCCAGCAGAGGGGCGCAGAUUCGCACCAGAGCUACCAAGAGGCGUCCCUGGCGGAAAUCAAGCGCCUGACCGACGAGAAAGUGGCUGAAUUCAAGCGCAGCGCAGAAGAUGCCGUCAAUCAGGUCAAGCGUCAGGCCGUCAUCGAGAUUCAGCGCGCCGUGGCGGCUGCAGAGUCUCGAGCGGUGGAGAUUGUUGCCCAGGAGAGACUCAAGAUGGACAAGUUGUUCGCUGAACUGGGAAAGGGUGGCGCCGAGGCGCCACCUGAAGAGACCCAGGCCAACGUGUGCUGGAAGUGCGGCCGGAAGGCCACGGAGACGUGCUCAGGAUGCGGCCUGGCCAAGUACUGCUCCGCCUUCUGCCAGCACAAAGACUGGGAGCAGCACAUAAAGAUCUGCGGCACAAUUCGACUGGAUCCGAAGCUUCGCACGCACGCUCAAGCGCGCUCGUCGCCGCCACAGACGCAGUCGUCGGCGGCCAACAGUCAGCCGGCCACGCAAUCCAGCCAACCGGCUUCAGUGGCGAACGGAGGCGCAUCAACGGUGAAAUGACGGAUUAAAAUGAUGAAGCCAAAAAGGAAGUUUCUCUACUAGUCAAUUUAACCAAGUCGAGACGUCGACACUUUUCGAGUCAUGCAAGAGAAUUCCCAAAGAGCACGUUCCAAAAUCUCAGUUGAUUUUCCACACUUUCCACAACCCCAAAAAAAAAGCGCACUGUUGCCCAAAGUAGGAAAAAAAAUGUCCCCAAAAACAAUCGACUGAUGUUGUUAAAAAAAACUCUGUUAGUUAGUUUCCUCUUUUUUGAGUUUGUGAAACUUCCCCAAAAAGUGAAGAGUAUAAUUGUAUUAAAAGAAAAUGCAUUGACAUAUUGACUAAGUAGCUAAAAUGUGCAAUACUAAGUAUUAAAAUGAAAUAUCAAACUCUCGUCUCUAAACUAGGAGUAACUAUUAUUGAUUAGCGCAUUAAAUGAUGUUAAGAAUAAGAGGUGGAGAAAGAAAAAAAGAAACAGAAGAAAUAUCGUUCAAUUUGACUUUCCGUGAAAUUGAAAAUCAGCACAGUGGACAUUUUUUAUUUAUAAUGAGCACCAAAAACAACAUUGUAAUGUCAUUGACUCAAUUAAAUGAUUCCUGGAUCAAG